CCGACACGACGUGAAGGCGCUAUAACUGCCCGGAUGCGUUACCAAGAUGGCUGCUUGAUGGACUUGAGUUUUUGCAAAAUCAAAUAUAAUUGUUGAAUGAGCAUUAGUUAGUACACCUUGACAUCUUGGAUACAAUAACAAGUUAGCAUGCCACGUUUGUGUGCUUUCUGCGGCUGUAAUAAUCGAGUGGGCUGUGGGCUUUCGUUUUUCGCAUUCCCAAAGGACAGUACAAGGAGGCGGAAAUGGCUUCUUAAUUUGAUGAGGGCAGACUUACCCCCCGACAGGACGAGAGAAGAGUCCGACAGAGCUGGGAAUGUGGUCUGCGAACAGCAUUUCAGGCCAAACGACAUAAACUCAAAGGGUAGAAGAAAACGUCUGGCUCCUGAAGCCAUCCCCAUUCUUCUGCACACUAUAAAGGAGGAACAGAGAGAUUUGGAGAUGCUUCCCACUGAUGUUCCUGCUCCAGUGCCUCUGCGAGACACACCCCCAUAUGAACAGGUCAUGGCAAUGUUUAACAAGCUGCUGGCAGAGAAGGAUGAGAAAAUCAAGGAUCUGAAAAGCAUUCUGCAGAGAGAGAGGGCCAGAAUGCGGCUGAUGAAGUUCCGUAUGAACAGCAAAAUCAGAGAACUGAAAAGAAAACUUGAACAGCAGCAGAACACUAGCGGUGACCAAAGCGAUCAGCUGACUGCUGCCUCCGACUGCCUUCCACAGGCAGCAAAGGAGUUUUUUGACAAGCAAAUAGCCAUGGCCAGGGUGAGGAAACACGGCCAGAGAUACGACAAGAAACAAAAGGACAUGGCAAUCCAGCUGUACAAACAGAGCCCAAGCUGUUACUCUGAACUCCAAAAAAUGUUUCAGUUACCGUCUUCAACCACUCUGAGGAGGCACCAGGUGGUCAGUCAGGAAGCGAGUCCAGACACAGCGGGUGACCCAGAGAGAGGUGAGGAGGAGAAACUUGCUGAUGUAGCUGGAUGGGUGGUGCAGAAAGUGGCUCAAGAUCCAGAAGUCAGUGCUUGUGCUGAAUGUGAAAGUUUGCUUGUGGAGACCAAUGACACUGAGCACAACUAUCACACACAGAUGGAGAAGGAUGCCGUCUCAGCUGUGAAGAAAAGCCCAACCUCUGCCAGGCUGCUUCAUCCAUCCGAAGCUUUCAAAGAAUGCAUUUCCAAAUGUGACAGUGUCAUCCAAAAAAUCCCCCCAAAUACAAUGGCCCCGAAGAAAUUAAAGGCCUCCCUCAGAGCCAGCGGUGCUUUCAGUGAGCUCCACCGCAUCCAUCCUGCCCACUCAAAGGCCAUCGAGAGGGUCGCCUUGAAUAAAUAUGUAAUGUGCAGGGUGGUGGCCGAGCUGAAAGAAACGGCACAAAACAGAAAACGCACACAUGAGAAAAAAAGUGCUGCGUGUCAAGAGCUAAAUGUUAGCACCCAUGAAGUAAAUCAGGACUAAAUAAAUAUCAGAUGAUGUUAAUUUGAUAAUAAAUUAUUUUAGGCCAUUCUAACUUGUCUGUGUUGUUUCAAGCUUUCCUGCACUUGACCUAGAUGGAUUUAGUUUUUCAAUUUCAGUUCAAUUUUGUAUAGCGCCAUGCCUCAAGGCACUUAUUGUAAGCUAAAGACGCUGCAAUAAUACAAAGAAAACCCCAACAAUCAGCCGUUUCAGUCUCCAUCGGUGUACUUUAGCUGUCCGGUGCGUGUAAGUGUGUGUGUGAAGAAUCUCUAGCCAGAGAAAACAUGAUAUAAAUAAUUUAAAUCA
Messenger RNA from Oreochromis niloticus (Nile tilapia), 1746 nucleotides. RefSeq lists its product as uncharacterized. NCBI's taxonomy places the organism in Eukaryota, Metazoa, Chordata, Actinopteri, Cichliformes, Cichlidae. The transcript is spliced from 7 exons. Gene Ontology annotation, molecular function: sequence-specific DNA binding. Bases 148 to 1443 code for a protein of 431 amino acids. The record is from RefSeq and is a predicted model, not a curated record.